AAAAUGGGCGUAGCUGUAGCAACUUUUUAUUUUUUUUGAUUUCCUAGAAAGUUUGUUUACCAAAAUCAACAAUGGUUUUAAAGGCUGCAGUACGAGAAAGUAAGCUAAUUCUAAAUGAAUGUGAAAUAUUGUUUUAAAAUAGUUCAUAUUGGUUUAAAAAGGCGAUUACUUUUUUUAUGAUUUUAAUUUCAUCUUUUGGGUAUUAUUAUUAUUGUAAUUGUAAAAGUAGUCCUAGGCCUAGUCCUAGUCCUAGUCUAGUUUAGUUGAAUUGAUUUAAUUGAAGGCCUACGCCUACUCACCUGAGUAGACUAUUAGUACUAGUACUUGUAGUAGAAGUAGUAGUAGUAGUAUUAAAUGUAAGUCAUAAUAAAUAAUAAGUUAUUCCUUCAAAUAAAUUAGACUUACUUAAACUUAAAAUAUUAUAAUCCUCAUAGAUUUCUUCCACUUCUUUACUAAAAAUAAAUUACAUACAUUGUAAUCAUUGUUAAAAUUUUGAAAACAAGAAGAACAAAUUAAAUUAAAGUUCAUAAAAUCGGGAACAACAUGAUUUUUAAUAACACACGCACAAGUGAAAAUUUACCAGGUUUAGUUCCUCCUCCCCCCUCCCCAAACAACCAAAAAACACUUGGUAGCCAUCCAUAAAUGACAUCAGAAGUUUAGGGAGGAGGGGGGGUGUCACAUUUUUGUGAUGAGGAGAAGGGGGCGGACACUUAAACUUAAGCAAUGUGACGUCACAUGAAAAGCGGAAUAUUAUAGUGAAAAAUUGCAGUUGAUGACCCUAAAUGACAGAAAUUUUUAAUAUGAUUCUUUAAUACAAAAAUUAUAAUUAUUUUAUUUUUAAACUACAAUCACUCAGAGUGAGAGUGAGAGAAUCAGUACAUGUAUGGGGGGGGGGGUGACACGUGACACCCCAAACAAUGCUCUUCUCCCCUUAACCCUCCUUUGUCAUCACCCUCCCUUUAAACCCUCCACUGCCCUACCAUAUGUCCCUCUACUCCCCCCUUCCCCUCACACCCUUACCUUCCUCUUCCCUCUACCACCUAUUCUUCUCUCUACCAGGUAUUUUUCCCUCCUAUAUUCUAUCUACCCCAUAUCCUUUACCACCUCAUCCCUAUCCUAUCUCACUGACCUUUCACUAAACCUAAAACUUUAACACAAAAAUACCUUGUGUUCCCCUUCCCCUCUAUCUCUAAUGUUUCUCACUCCCCUCCUCUGCCCUUUCUUCUUUCACCGGCCUUUUCUCCCUUCACCGACCCUUUCUCCUUUCACCUGUCCUUUCACUCACUUAUUCUCCUGUCAUUACCACCUACUCUUCCUUACUUAUGUACCAUUUAGUGCAAUAUCGAAAUUAACAUGUCACAUGCAUAUUAAAACUUUUCUCAUUUUACAUUUUCUAGUAUAUUUCUUGGCCCUAGGCUCUUUCAUUUUGUAAUGUAUUUUAAGAAAACUGAAAUAAAAUACAUCCUAUCUAUAGGCUAAGACUUUUUAGAAACUAUUUAAGACAUUGCUGAAUAGUGUACAUCUUAUCUAUAUGCCAAGACUGUGUAGAAACUAUUUAAGACAUUGCUGAAUAGCGAACAUCUUAUCUAUAGGCCAAGACUGUGUAGAAACUAUUUAAGACAUUGCUGAAUAGUAUAAUGUGCUGAAAAUUGUAUAAGUUUCAAUGUUUCCCCUAUGCUCUUUUUUCCUUAUUAAUUUCAUCUUUUCAGUUUGGUUUAGCCUAAUUUUUAGUCCAUAAAAAUCUUUUAUGCCAGAGGCAAUGUGUUCUCAUAGCCUGUUGAAACAUCCAAACAUGGGACUGAAAUUUUACUGACAUAUUUGUUAUUUCAAUUAAUGUAUUUUACUCAUCAUUUACUCAUUUUCAUUCUCUUGCCAAAAAUAUGAACAGAUAUUCUAAAAGAACUAAGGUUGAUAAAAAAAAAAAAAGAAUGGAAAGUCCUCAUUCUAGACAGUUUCUGCACACAAAUUCUCAACAAAAGCUGUGCUAUGUAUGACAUUGUAUCCGAAGGGAUAACACGUAUGUUUCCAUUGUUUGAAAUUGAUCAUGUUUACUUUUACCUCUAUAACAUAUCAUAAAGAACUUCUCUUUUAAAUAAUUAUAUUAGUUAACAAAGGUACAUGAAUUUUUAAAAAUCAAUAAUUGCAACUGUAAAAAAUGUAUUUAUUUAACUAAUAACUGUACUUGGUAUUAAUUUUCAGUUGUGGAGGAUUUGUAUAAGAAAAGGGAACCACUUCCUUUACUGGAGGCAGUUUACUUUAUUACUCCAAAUGAAAAGGUAAUAGAAAAAUAGAAUAAUCAAAUUUUAAAAUAAUGUUUUAUCUUGAUUUUGAAUUUUCAAUGGGAUAUAUUAAAUUGAUUUUCCAAUAAAAAAAAGAAUUUAAUUGUGUGUCAUAAAUUAUAAUAAUAAAAUAAACUUUCUGUUUAUUUUCAAUUUCACUCAACAGUCAAUAACAGCACUCACAAAUGACUUUCGGGAUCCUACAAAAUCUUUAUAUAAAGCUGCUCAUGUUUUUUUUAAUGAAGGUGAAGUAUGUUACUUAAAUUGCUUAAAUUACUUCUUAAUCCUAGUAUGAAAAUAAAUUUUCAUAUUUAAUUUUUUUUUAAUGACUUGAUAAGUACAUUCUAAAUUUAAUUCCUUUCAUCUCAGCAUGCCCUGAUGAGCUUUUCAACUUGCUGUGCAAAGCACGUGUUGCAAAGUUUUUGAAAACAUUGAAAGAAAUGUAUGUGUCAUUUUACCCCAUGGAAUCUCAGGUGAGCAGUUAACCACUUAAUCAUUUUGUCUAUGAACAUUAUUAGAAUACUUAGUUCAAAGAUGUAAAAAAUAAAACUCUUUGUAAUUACAAAUAAUAUGAACUUUGGUAUUGAAGGACCUUCUCAUUUCUAUUGAUAAGUGGUGCAGGAGAAAUAACUUUGUUUUUGUACAAGAUUUUUAAAAAAAUUUCUGCAUUACUCUUAAAAGGAAAAUGAGUUACUUAUAUCAAGUUUUCGUCAUUAAGUCUUUAAGAGGACAUCAAUGGCAGCUGCUUUUACAAUAGAAAUAUAAUAAUGCCUCUUCUUCCUAUCUUAAAUCGAUAUCACUAAAAUAAUAUUUGUACCCACAUAACUUAAAACACAAAUUUAAGACUAUAACUAUAAUGUUUUUUUUAACUUUUCAUUACAAGUAACGGGAAGACUUUAAAUGCAUUUAAAACUCAUUGCCGCACCACAUCCCUUCACAGCAUCAAUGUAUAAAAAGUAAUAAAUAGACCUAGAUGUUGAAAUACACAUUUUCAAUAAAUAAAAUUAUUUUAAAAAACAAUGUCAUUUCAGCCCGUUUAUCUUUUAAUUGAAUUAUUGCAGUUAAUAUAAAACACUUUGUAUUUCUAGGUGUAUUCUCUAGACUCACCAGAAGUCUUCAAGUUCUACUACAGCCCAAACAAGUCAUCACAGCAUGUUACUAAUCUAGACAGAUGUGCUGAUCAAAUUGCCACUUUGUGUGUUACUUUAGGGGAAUACCCAACUGUCAGAUACAGAUCGUAAGCUUAUUUAUUACUUUGAAAAAUUUAUAAAAAGUAAUGAUUUAAUUUGUUUAGAUCUAACCCUGUUAAAAAACAAUUUUAUGUAAUGAAUUUUUUCAUUGUUUAGUUAGCACUUAGGUAUUUUUUGUUUCAUUAAAUAACAUUUCCAAAAUGUUGCUCAUUAAUUUAUAAAAGGGGUUUUAUAGAUUAUUUUCUUUUGAUUACAGAGCCUUUAAACAGAAUGAAGAGUUUGCAAAGCUUAUAAAGGAAAAACUUGAUUUUUAUAAGAAGGAUGACAAUAAAAUGGGUGUGGUGAGUGUUUUAGAUACCGGGUACCGUAUUAAAAUAUAACCAAAGAUUAUCAAAGGAACAAGUUGAUUUUUAUAAAAGGAAUAACAAUAAAAUGGGCACGUGAGUGUUUUAGAUCUUAAAAUAUAACCAAAGGAUGCAUUUAACAGAAAUUUUUUUUUAGAUAUAUGAGUAAAAAAUAUCAUCCCUCCUCUAUUCCUCUCCCACUUCGAGAAUACCAAUAUCAAGGUAGUUGUAGGGGUGUGCUUGAUUUUCAAAUAUAUUUCAUAUGCAAUCCUCAUCCAUUUCAUUUAAAAGCCAUCAUAAUUAGAAGUACCUGUAGUCAGAAUAGAAAUUAAUUAGAAUUCUCAAAAUAAGAUAGAAAAUAGAUUCUACAGUAUUUAUAAAUAUUGUAUGCUACCAUUAAGUUUUUAUAUUAAAUCAUUCAUGAAAUGUCAUUUUUUAAAAACAAUUAGCAAAUUAAAAUCUUAAUUCUGUUCUGUAAAAUUACAUAUUCUACUCAUAAAAUUUAAUUGAUAUGUGCCUGAUGUUUACUACAAAGAAAAAUAUGAGUUUGAUUUUAAUGCCUCUUAAUAUUCUGCUAGGGCCACCAGAAAGAAAACUCUAUUCUACUGGUACUAGACAGAGGGUUUGAUCCAAUCUCACCUCUGCUUCAUGAAUUGACAUUUCAGGCAAUGGCUUAUGAUCUACUGCCUAUAGUAAAUGAUAUCUAUAAGUAAGAUUUGUUCCAUUUAAAAGGUUUUAUAAAAUAACUUUUAAAAAUUAGAGUGUUAUUUGGAAAAAUGUAAAACUGUAGAUCUAUGUUUCAAUUGGCUUUUGCAUUAUUUACCUUUAAAAACAUAUUUUCUUAUGACUUAAGCAUAAUACCAUACAAAAUGACAAAAAAUAAUUUCAAAAUAUUAUGUUCCUUUUUUAAAAACAUUUUUUAAAUUUCAUUCCAUAAAAUUUAUAUUUUAUUCUAUUUCUUGCAAUUAUUUAUUAAUGAAAAGUCAGUUUUUAGCACUAUUAUUAUUAUCAUUAAUUACCAUCAUCAUAUUUCUUAAUUUUGAACUUAAUGCUUAGGGUAAAUAAAAUUAAUACAUUUUACAGAUAUUCCAACUCAAGUGGUGAUGAAACAGAGGAGAAACAAUGUAGGCUUGAUGAAAAAGAUUCCCUUUGGGUAGAGUUACGGCACAAACACAUAGCCAUUGUUUUACAGUAAGUUUUUAAUAAUUGGAAAUUUUUCAAAUAUUCUUUAUUAUUUUUUUUUUUCAUUUAGAUAUUGAUAUAUGGCACAAUUUUUUCACUAACUUUAAUGUUUUUAUUCAAAUUAUUUGCAAUGUACUGUAUAAUUUAUAACAGUAAAACACUUAAGAAAUUUAAUUAAAUUGUAGUAAAUUAACAAACAAUAAUUUAAAUUCCUAAAUUAAUAUUAAAUCUUGUUAUGAGUAUAAUUAAGUAUUCUAAAGUUUAAUAAAACAUAUUUUCAUAUCUUCAUUGCUUUUUGGAUUAUCUGUGUAUUUAUUGUAGCCUUUUACAUCUCAAAAGAUGGUGUGCUCUAUUUAUAUCUUAUCCUGAAACUAUUCAAGUUAAAAGUGGGUCAUCAUCUCAAAAGAUGGUGUGGUCUGUCCCUUUCACAUUGAUUUGAUUUUGUUUUGUUUUUUAAAAUUUUCAGAGAAGUCAGUAAGAAACUGAAGCAGUUUGCUGAGACCAGGGCCAUGAAGACAUCUGAGAAGCCCAGCAUUCGAGACCUUAACCAAAUGAUAAAAGCAGCUCCAGAGUAUCAAAGAGAAUUAAGUAAAUUUGCCGCCCACUCUGCUCUUGCUGAGGAGUGCAUGCAUCUUUACUCCACUCAAGUGGAGAAGUUGUGCAAAGUGGAACAGGUAACUGACUAACGCACAUAUUUUGAUCGAGGCUUGAGCUUAUGCUCUUAAAGCCCUUGCUAGUACAUUGGCAACCAGAUCCAUCUGCUGGGCCAUGCCAUAUAAUAUUGUUGUAAUGUAGGAAUCUCCCGCUCACUGGCCUCCCCUGCAGCAUCUAGAGCUGGGCAUUCAAUUCAGUCAACUGAUGCGCUAGAUUUUUUGGAACCAGGCUGCAAUGCCAGCAGAUCGGGUCCCUGUUGUUGUCUAGCCUGUGAAAUAUGCAUUAGUAAGGUAGGGCUUGGUUCUCAGUUUGGGUCACCAGGCUCUAAUGUCAGCAACCCUAUUUCCACCUAAUAUCCAAUUUGCUAGUAUGUGGCAUAUUACUGAAGACACCUCUGACUUUCAUGCUAUCUGCCCAUUGCUUGUACCAUUAUGUUUCGAAAAUGGUCUGCCAGGCAGUUUUUAACGCCAUGGUAAGUGGCUGGAGCUUCUGGCUGAGGCUGGGCAGCUCCGGUUUUAGCCAGGGUGUCUGCUUUUUCAUUGCCUGUGAUGUUUACAUGACUCUGUAUCCAUGGCACUGUUACUUUGCAUCUGAUCCUUCCAAUCUUGUCCACGUCGUCUAAGAUAGUGCAAACUAAGGGGAUAGUAUGUGCUUCCUCAUUCAAGAUCUCAAGAGGCCCACAAGCUCCCACCUCUGCAGCAUUCAAUGCACACUUACCAGUGCCCUUUAAAUAGCUUCUAACUCUGAAUUGAAAUUCGAUGCUGCAGUCCCUCAGGGCCCUGAAAGCUUCUCAUUUGGUGGCCCUCUAACUGGGUAUAGGAUGGGCGCACCGUACCCUGCAUUUCUUUCUCUCAUGUUGGCUGAUUCAUUCAUUAAAAAUUUCACUGGUGUUUCGGCAAGCCCUUCUAUGGUCUCAAGGACAGCUGUUUUCUGAACAUGCACAGGGCUGAAUUUUGUUGCUGCUGUGUCAUUCAGCACCAUAGUAUAUUGGGAUGUGUAGGUUCCGCAUAAAGUGGAACGCCUGGGGUAUAGGUCAGAUGUUCUCUCUUUCUAGGGACUUUGACUGUCCUUUCAAGCUCUGCAACUCAUUUCCAGGAGUACUGGGUUCAAAUAAAUCCCACUUGCACUCAGCCAUAAAGAAAUCUCAUUAGCUCCAUUAGGGUAUUUUAGCAGCAGGUACUUUCAGGGAGGAGCAAAACGCUGAGGGAAAAAACAGCUUCAGUCCCUGUAAGAGGCACAUCAGCCUAUCCUAUAAAAUAGUAUGACAUUAUAUUUAUCUGGAAAAAAAUUUUUUUCAACAUUUUCAUUUCUCUUUGCAUUAGUAAAACUAUUCAACUAUGACUAUUUCAUACCGUUACUUAAACUUCCAAUUAAUCUUGAAAAAAAUCAAGGACCAGGCUAUGGAUGUUGAUGGUAAUGGGGAGAAAAUUAAGGAUCAUUUAAAAAACAUCCGAGGCAUUCUUCUUGAUGAGACCAUCACAACUUUUGAUAAAAUACGCAUCAUUUUGCUGCAUGUUAUAUGUCAGGCAGGUGAGUAAAUUCCCACCCUUUCACUUGAUUGUUGGAAUAGAAAAUGCAAUUUCAUACCGGUACAUUAAUAACUAUUAGUAUUAUGCCUUUUUUAAGACUUUAAGAAUUUUUUUUUAUCUGUGGAUCUUUUAGUUUUAGUAAAAGUAGAUGAAGUUCCUGAAAAUUUUGGAAUUCUCUAACUCAGGCCUGCACAACUCAAAAUUUAAGGCGGGCAGUAACACUUAAUGAGAAACUUGUGCGGGCCGUAAUACUUUAUGAAAAGCUUGUGCGGGCCGAAAAAUAUUAGGACAGGGGAAAGCUAUUACGAAAAUAAUAAUAAUAAAGAAUAUUUCGUUACUUCGCGGGCCACCAAGUGGGUGCUGGCGGGCCACAUGCGGCCCGCUGGCCGUAUGUUGUGCAGGCCUGCUUUAACUGAUAAAGGGAAGCAAAUGUUAAACUACUAAUAUAUAGUAGUACCGGUAGUAGUAUUGAUACUUUUAAUUUAAGUUAAAUUUGUGUCGAACAUAAUGCUAAUGACAUGCAAUUUGUCAGUGACUUAAAAUGAGUAUUAUUUAUAUAUUUCAAAUAUUAGAUUUGGAAGAAGCAUUUCAUUGCUUACAUAAUUUAUUUGUAUAUUUUGGAAUUAGUAUAUGUCUUAUUAUAGUAUUUUAUAGUUUAUAGUUGGUAAAGUUGACAAAAGGACAAAGGAUAAUAUUUGUCUGACCUUGUCUUAAUGCCUAUGUCUCAUUUUACUUGGAUCUAUUAUUAUUAUUAAAUUGGUCUUAUAUAGCGCGGUAUCCCAGCCUAGGGCUAGGCUCACAGCACUUCACAUAAAAUCAGCAAAAAAAUAUGACAUAGAACCCUCUCAGUUGUCCAAACACUAACCCAUUUUUAGGACACAAAUCCCAUAUUUAUAGAACCUUUGAAUUAGCACUUUAAAUGAGUUAAAUAAUUAUAAAAAUCUUACAUUGUGGUAAAUUAUUAGGCAUUAAUUCUCAGGAAUGUCUAAAGAAAACCUCAACAAGCUUGCUGAACGUGCGUUAAUCCCCAAAGAGGAGGAAUGCAUUAUCCUAAAUACUCAGAACCUUGAUGUUCCAAUUACUGAAAAGGUAAGUUUAAAUGUGCAGCUAUCUCCUUUAUUGAUUUUUUUUCAGAGCCAUCUUCAAUACACAAGAUAGCUGAAAGAAAAACUGACUGUUGACUGUACAUUUUGUAAUGAUUAUCUUUUUCUCUUUAAAUGAUACUAACAUUUUUUUUUCAUAGCUUUGAUGAUGCAGCUUGUACCGCCACCAUUUCUGACACUUUGCUUUCACAUAAUUUUAUGCAUGAAAAAGAAAUGUUACUUUCUUGUUAUGAAGCCUUUAUUUUUUAAUGAUUUUUAAAUGACCUGAUCUUAUGUUCAGCAAUAUUGUGUUUGCUGAACCUAUUUGUCAUCAUAUUUAAUUUUAAAAAAUAAUAAUUGAAUUUUUUUCAAAAUGUUUUCAUGUGUAUCGUUUUUUUAUAAAAAAUACUAUUAAAAAUUUAAACUUUCAGAGAACAGCUCCAUUCAGUGGUAAGAAUAUGCAUGCCAAAUGCAUGCAUGCUAUUUAAUUUUUUUUUGCUGCAUGUUUCUUCCUUUGUGUUCAAUAAUACUUUUAUAUUUUUCUGUUUAGUUUAGUAAAAACGUUGUUGUAAUAGUCAGCAUAUAAAUAGGCUAUAUUGUUUUCCUUCUUGUUGAAUCUAAUUUUUUACUGUUUGCUGAUAGGUAUGUUUUUUAAAAUUAUAAAUUCCAUAAACAACUAAUAUUUUAUUUUCGUUUAUCUUCAAAUGUGUUAAUAAUCCAUAAAGAAGUGAUUUUUAAAUUUAGAAACCCAAAACCUGCAAGAUUUUGUUUUAUAUUUUUAUGGAUUUUACUGUUUUAAUGUUGUUUUUAAUCAGUAUUUACUUGAUGAAUGAGCAGGUAAUUUCUAAAGAAGGAAUAUAUUAUAUUAAAGAGAAUUGAGCACUUUUAGAAAUUUACCUAAACUAAUUUUAAAAUAUGGAAUUAAGCAACAAGAUUAGUAUUUAACUUAAAAAUAUCCAUCUAAAUUUAUUGCUUUGUACAUAUGCAUAGAAAUUCAUUUCACAAAAUUAUUCUUAUAUUUAACUUUAGAGCUAAUCAUUUAGAAACUUUCUUUCACAUAACCAAUUUCUCUAAGCUUCCUUUCAUACCAUAUAUUUUAUAUCAAAUAGUUUUUUCUUUAUUUUUUUAAAAAGAUAAAUGUUUGCUUUUUAAUUUGGUCGGCUCUCUGUAUUUUAGAAAAAUAAAUUUUAUUUAGCCGUUUUCUUUUUGUAAAUUUUUUAUUUAAUGUGUCAAUGCUUGGUGGAUUCUAUAUCUUUAGAUUCUUAACUUAAAUAAAAGUAGUUAAACUAUUUGUCUUUUCUGGAUCAUAAUUUAAAGGAUUUUAAUCCAAGGUAGAAACUUUAAUCAACCAAAUAUUUAAUAAGUAUUCCAAUUAUGCCUUUUAAAAUUACCAAGUAAAAAUGCCUUACUGAUAGUGAUGUUAAAAGAGAUGGAACGACAAGGAAAAUAUCCGCCUAAAUGAAUUCAUAAAUCAAACCUUUUGCACAUAAGCAAUGUUGAUUUUACUUUUAUUUUUAUCAACUCACUUAAUUAAUUUUUUGUCAACUUGAGCCUCUUUAUUGGUACCGGUGCCACACACAACUGCUUUGUGGUAUAAAGGACCCAAAACCUUUAAGUUUAAGACCAAAAGAGCCUGUUGCAUCAGAAGAAAAUACCAACCACACACAUCUUGUAAAGUUUAAAAGAAAAACUAAAUACUGAUUCUUGAAAAUUGCUCAAGGGUACUUGAGAAAGUUAUGGCAUUGCACCAUCUUGAAACAUUGAGGGAUCUCAGCUCAAAGAAAAUGAAAUUUAAUCAAAUGGUCCUAUUUGAUUUUUGUUAAUCAUGAUUAAAAUCUUUUGUUAGUAUCUCUAGUUUUGGUAAUGUUUUCUUUGGGUACUAUUUUUCUCCAUCCUUUGUUAGGUAUUGUUCUUUCUAAGAGUCAAAUCUUAACAUAGAUUAAAUUGUCAAUUGGAUCUGUGAUUCUAGCAUUACCAAUACUAUACCGGUACCGGUCCUAUACUACCAGUACUAAUAAUAUGAGUAUUAUUGUACAUUGUAAAGUCUUCAAAAAAUUAUGUGGUUUAUUUAAGCAAGGUUAGUUUUAAUUUUAAAAUGAUUUUCAAAACAUAAUUGAUGGUAGAGUCACAAAGUCUAAAUCAUUCUAGCUCUCUACAAUCACAAAAAGUAGCAUAAUUGGCAUAUGAAGUUGAUGGUUGGGAGCAAUAAUUGUAAUAAAUCGUAUUUAAUCAAAGUAAAUGAUAAGUCAAUGCAAUUUUAAAUGAUGUAUGGUAUAUUGAUAUGAAAAAUUAUACAUAUAAACAUGCUAUUGAAUACUAUUGUGAUUUCACUAGUUUCAUUUAAUCACCAUAUUUAAACAUGUACAUCAUUAAGUACCGGUACGAGUACCAAAGGAUUAAAGUUAAAGGGCAAUAAAAUUAUUCACAUGAAUUUAUAUGAUCUUUUAAAAUAUUAUUUAUUUAAAUCUGCUCUAGAAACAAGAAAAGUUACUGUCCUAUCUCCCAAUUAAUCGUACACCAAGAGAUUCUGAAGACACAUUUGUUACAUCUCGAUGGGUGCCUUAUCUUACAGAUAUAAUAGAGGUAACAAUUUUCAUAUUUGAGUUUUAAAAAUUUUAACUCUCUCUAGAGAAUGAUCUGUGUCAGGAAGGUAGAGAUUUAAUCCAUUUAUGGUUCUUUUUUUUAAUUUACCGUAACAUAUAUUGCUAGACCAACAGACUGGUUUAUGGAUACAUACAUUGACAGAAUGGGUACCGCAAUUGCCAAUACCAUUUGUAUGUAAUCCAUUGUUUGGUUUGUUCCCUCUUGGCACCAUUAUUAUAAUGUACCGGUAUUAUAUUUAUUAUAAUGUAGAUAGAAACUGAGAAAGAAAACAUUUAUCUUUGGCGAAUGAGUUACCUUUUGUAAUGUCCCUAUCCACAGGCAAUAACCUCUGAUGAUAAAGCGAAGUCUGAAAAUUUCCCACCCAUGUUGACUAACUCAGAAACAGCAACUACCGAAGCAGUGAGGCCAGACAAACCAUCUCGACAGAUUAGGUAAGGCAUAUUGCAAUUAUAUUUUAUAUACCCGUACAUGGUUUUACAGCAUUGUUUUAUACAGUUGGAUCUGUGAUUCUAGUAUUACUAAUAGUAUGGUAAUAUUGUAAGCAUUAUUUUGUACUGUUGGAUCUGUGAUUCUAGCAUUACCAAUACUAUACCGGUACCGGUCCUAUACUACCGGUACUAAUAAUAUGAGUAUUAUUGUACAUUGUAAAGUCUUCAAAAAAUUAUGUGGUUUAUUUAAGCAAGGUUGCAACUUGUAACUUUUACUGCUCCCAUAAGACUCUAGGGGGGGAGUAGGACAAGUGUAAUGACCCAUUUAGUUGAGAAUAAUUAUGUACCUGUACCAUGCUAAACUAGUGGUAUAGAACAGUGUUUUUCAACAUGGGGCCACAGCAAUUGAUUGGGAGCCACAAAAACUUUAAAAUUUGAAUUAUUGAAAAUAGCAAAUAAAUUAAUAGUGUUACUAUAACAGGGGAGGCCAUUAUGUAUUAACAAUCAGGUUGUACAUGUUACCUUUUACCUAACCUAAUCAGUCCACCACCCUUUAAUUUUAAUUAUCAUGGGAUAGAAAAUGACAACCAUUAAGGAUUGAAAUCAUUGGCUGUGUUGCAUUGAUGAUGUAUCUAGCAUUAUUAUCAAAAUGCUGUUACUCAGAAGUUACUGGUACUGCCAUUAAAAUGUCUUGGGAAAAAAAAAUGACAUAAUUUGAAAAUUCACUUUCACCCUUACUUCUAAUUUAUUUUAUUUGAAUUUGAUCCAGUGCAAGACACAAAUCUGCGGAUAAAAAGAAGAAACGCUCGAGGCUGUUUGUUUUUAUUGUAGGUGGUGUGACCUACUCUGAGAUUAGAGGUGCUUACACAUUCACAGAGGCUUCCGAGGACUGGGAAGUUGUAAUAGGUUAGAUCUUUGUUGAGUCUGAGUGAUUCUAUUAAAAUAAUUUAAAUCUUAAUUGAAUUGAAAUGACUCCAUGAAAGUUUGAAAGUACUGGUAUUGAAAGUUUAUGAAAUGCAAAUGAGAAGUUGAAAAAUGAAUUAAUUACCGGUUUAGAAAUAGAAGUCUAUCUUAUUUUACUCCAUAUACCGUUACAUGGUGUAGAGUUGGCCAAAUUGAAAUUGUGUGUGAAAGGAGUGUACAUAGGUACUGCAGUAUGCAACUGCCAGAAUAAUGAGAAAUACUAUCACUAUCACUGAAGGUAUUGGGAAGGUUUUAUUAAAAGCUAACUGGAAAUUUUCUAUGAAAGAUUUGAUACUAUUACUACAUUACAUUUACCAGUACAAAUACUUUUAAAAAAAUACUAAGCCAUAAUACUAAUAAUAGUAAAUAAUCAUUCUUUAAGUUAAGUGAAAUGCAACCCACAAAAAUUCUAAGGUAACAAAACAAUUCUUAUACUUCUACUUCAAAUGGGACCUCUUCAUCAACUUUGAAGGCCCUUUUCACCCCCCCCCCCCCCCCCCCCCCGGCAUUAAAUUUCCAUCACUGGUCUCUGUAAACUUUUUGGAUAAUAUUAGUCAUCAGACACAAAGACAGCUUACAAACCUCUAUCUACUGUACCUGGUACUUAAAACCUACUGACAGCCACAGCUAAUACUAAUUGCCCAGUACUCAACACUUCUUUCCACCCCCACCCUUUUCUGAAUUACAAUAUUUCAUCUUCUUUGAAUUUUCUCUUCCCUAAGGACAGUCGUUGUCUUGUAUGCCAAAACGGAUGAAUUUGGGAAAACUAACUUAUUCAACCUUAUGUGACCUUGAAACCACAUUGCAUAGACCUCAUGUUCUCAUUCACUCCACUCCUUCCUAAAAAGAACAAUCGCAGGACUUACUUCUCCUAUGCCUUCCCAAUUUGCCCGUAUUAGUAUUAGAUUUCUCACCUACAAUAUGUUACUAAUUUCUAUCACAUUCCUCUUGCCUUCCUACAACUGCAGCCUGUUUUAUUAUUUAUAGAUGUAUUGUUUGUACUGUUGUAUGUUUGCUGAAGUAGGCUUCAUUAGGACAUGGUCUGUGUACCGGUACUUUUUUUUGUCGCCAGGUCUCCCCAUACUUUCGCUUAUAUAUAUAUUUCCUUCUGUUAUCAGGUUCUACACACAUCCUGACUCCAGAGGGUUUUCUUCAUGAUCUACGCUCACUAAGUGAGACUGAACCAACCCCACUUUCUGAUGCACUUGUUAAUCCACAAACACAAUUUACAGCUGUUGAUCUAGCAUGAGCAUUUCUAGUGUAACUUAGUGUAAGAUUAAGAUAUAAUUUCACUAUGGUAUUCAUAAUCUAUAAAUGAUUUUGAUUAAACUGUUAUUUAGUCUUCAGACAUCCAUCACUUUGCUUAAAUUUUUAUUACAGUUGAAAACAUGUAUUUAUAUUUAUUAUAAGAAAAUAAAUUGAAUAGCUAAAAUUAUGUCCCCUGGCAAACUACAACAAAGUACUCCUAUACUCUUCAUAAAAACAAACAUGUUAAAAUAAUGAAUACCGGUACUGGGUACUCCUCGAUAAUAUAACUAUUUGGAUUUAUAAAUUCCACCGGGUCCCUCAAUAAGUUUAACAUUAAUGGAGAAUUUCCACAAAAAAGUGUUCACAGACUGUCAGGUGGCACGAGUGAAUAACAUUUUUUACAUAAGUAUUACUAAACUUUGAAUUGUCUAUGUCUUUCAAACUUAUUUUCUACCAUACUUAGUAUUGCAUUUUGGUCAUAUUAAACAAUUAAUAUUUUUUACAUAAGUAUUACUAGACUUUGAAUUGUCUAUGUCUUUCAAACUUAUUUUCUACCAUACUUAGUAUUGCAUUUUGGUAAUAUUAAACAAUUACAAAUUUUCUUAAUCCAAAAAUUGCUUCAUUUUUAAGUAUGUGUAUGAGAGUGAAAUAAUUAUGUGUCGAAAGUUCAGCUUAUCAUGAGAAAAUGCAAGAAUUGACAUGCAGCCCAUGUGCUCUCAAACAGAUAUUUGUAUUUUCAUCAUAGAAAUGUAGAAAAAUUGAACCAGAAACAAAGUCGGUCAUAAAAUAACAUCUCUCAUAAGAACCAUUUACU
Lymnaea stagnalis (great pond snail) is the source of this 14317-nucleotide messenger RNA. The record is from the annotation of a GenBank genome assembly. NCBI's taxonomy places the organism in Eukaryota, Metazoa, Mollusca, Gastropoda, Lymnaeidae.